CUCGAUGUAUUUAAGGAGCGAGACCGCAGUUCCAAUACGCUUAUCUUCGUAGUGUUUAGCGUAAACAUUCCUUCUCAUACGUUUCCAAGUCGAUUAAUUUACUUUAGCAGGGAUGACGACCAAGAAUGAGAAAAUUGGUAUCAUUGGCAGCGGUUUAAUCGGCCGUAGCUGGAGUAUGCUAUUCGCCAGUGUUGGAUAUCAAGUAACGAUAUACGAUAUCGUCGAGGAACAAAUUUCGAAAGCACUGGAGGAUAUUCAUGAGCAACUGGACCGUCUCGAAAGCAGUGGUCUUCUUCGUGGUAGCCUUAAUGCGAAAGAACAAUUUAAUCUCAUUAAAGGUACCUCCAAUUUGGUCGAUGUUGUGAAAGGAGCCAAACUGAUCCAAGAAUGCGUACCGGAAAAUCUUGAACUGAAAUUGAAGGUUUAUGGUGAACUUGACCAGGUCGUAGAUGAUAAUGUUAUACUGUCCUCGUCAACAUCAACCUUCCGUCCAUCUUUAUUCAGCGAAAAUCUUAAGCAUCGUUCUCAAGUUAUCGUUUCACACCCCGUUAAUCCGCCUUACUAUGUACCACUUGUGGAAAUAGUACCAGCACCAUGGACCCGUCCUGAAAUUCCUGGACAAACUAGAGAAAUUAUGACGGAAAUUGGUCAGGCUCCAGUCACUCUCUCGCGAGAAAUCGAUGGAUUUUGUUUAAACAGAAUACAGUAUGCUAUUUUAAAUGAGGUAUGGCGUUUAGUAUCUGACGGCAUUUUAAGUGUGCAAGAUAUCGAUGUAGUAAUGAGCGAAGGUCUUGGAAUGCGUUACGCUUUCCUUGGAGCCCUUGAGACUGCGCAUUUAAAUUCAGAAGGAAUUAAAAGAUACUGCGAAGUCUAUAAAAAUAGUAUUUACAAGACUAGUAUGACUUUUGGACCUAUUCAAAAGUUUGAAGGACCGACUGCUGAGAAAAUAAGCAAUGAACUUAAUGAAAUAACUCCGCUCGAUAAAUUGCAAGAAAGACGAGCAUGGCGUGACGCUGCCCUUACGAAAUUGUCGAUUUUGAAGAAGGAAAUGAAUAGCCAGUAUAAAAAAGCAGAACAAUGAUAUACUAUUGCGUAUGGGAUGGCGCCUUACUACUCGCAUCGUGAGAGAACUUUGGCUCACAAUAAAUUUAUAACAAACUUA
Molecule: messenger RNA, 1162 nt
Organism: Cephus cinctus (wheat stem sawfly)
Lineage: Eukaryota; Metazoa; Arthropoda; Insecta; Hymenoptera; Cephidae
Gene: Had1
Product: lambda-crystallin homolog
Exons: 7
Coding region: 113-1081 (322 amino acids)
Biological process (GO): fatty acid metabolic process
Molecular function (GO): oxidoreductase activity, acting on the CH-OH group of donors, NAD or NADP as acceptor; NAD+ binding
Source: RefSeq, a predicted model, not a curated record